AUCUCCGUGCCCGCUGCAGCGUCGCUCCUCCAUCCUCCGCGGGGUCCCCUCUGCACCGCGGCAGUAGCCCUCCACGUCUUGGGCUGCUCGCGCCGACUCCUCCAGCCCAGCUCGCUGCGCCGCUUCAGCGCCCGGCUGCUCGGGUCCCCCGCCAGCCCCCUACCGCUAGGCUUCCGGGGCCACGACCCGCACCCGCCAUCGGCCAAGGCGAGCGCGCCCCCCAGCCUCGGACCGCGCGCACAGCCCGCACAGCCCACGCUGCGGGCCAGCGACACCCCGUCCCGCCACCAUGACUUCCAGCAAGAUCGAGAUGCCCGGCGAGGUGAAGGCCGACCCCGCGGCCCUCAUGGCGUCCCUGCACCUCUUGCCUUCGCCCACGCCCAACCUCGAAAUCAAGUACACCAAGAUUUUUAUUAACAAUGAGUGGCAGAACUCGGAGAGCGGGAGAGUGUUCCCUGUCUAUAAUCCAGCCACAGGAGAACAGGUGUGUGAAGUUCAAGAAGCAGACAAGGCAGAUAUAGACAAAGCAGUGCAGGCAGCCCGCCUGGCUUUCUCCCUUGGUUCAGUGUGGAGAAGAAUGGAUGCUUCAGAAAGAGGACGUCUAUUGGAUAAGCUUGCAGACUUGGUGGAACGAGACCGGGCAGUUCUUGCAACCAUGGAAUCCCUAAAUGGUGGCAAACCGUUCCUACAAGCUUUUUACGUGGAUUUGCAGGGGGUCAUCAAAACCCUUCGGUAUUACGCAGGCUGGGCUGAUAAAAUUCACGGAAUGACCAUUCCUGUAGAUGGAGACUAUUUUACCUUUACAAGACACGAACCCAUUGGAGUGUGUGGACAGAUCAUCCCGUGGAACUUCCCCCUGCUGAUGUUUGCCUGGAAAAUUGCUCCAGCUCUGUGCUGUGGCAAUACAGUAGUUAUUAAACCAGCAGAGCAAACACCACUCAGCGCGCUCUACAUGGGAGCCCUCAUCAAGGAGGCUGGCUUUCCACCAGGAGUCAUCAAUAUUUUGCCAGGAUACGGACCAACGGCUGGGGCAGCAAUAGCUUCUCAUAUUGGCAUAGACAAGAUUGCAUUCACAGGGUCUACUGAGGUUGGAAAGCUUAUCCAAGAAGCAGCUGGAAGAAGUAAUUUGAAGCGAGUAACUCUGGAACUUGGAGGGAAAAGUCCCAAUAUUAUUUUUGCAGAUGCUGAUUUGGACUACGCCGUGGAGCAGGCUCACCAGGGUGUGUUCUUCAACCAAGGCCAGUGCUGCACUGCGGGCUCUCGCAUCUUUGUGGAGGAGUCCAUCUACGAGGAGUUCGUGAGAAGAAGCGUGGAGCGGGCCAAGAGGCGCAUAGUGGGGAGUCCCUUUGACCCCACCACUGAGCAGGGGCCCCAGAUUGAUAAGAAGCAGUACAACAAGAUCCUGGAACUCAUCCAGAGCGGUGUGGCCGAGGGCGCCAAACUGGAAUGUGGAGGCAAAGGGCUGGGCCGGAAGGGGUUCUUCAUUGAGCCCACAGUGUUCUCCAACGUCACGGAUGACAUGCGGAUUGCCAAGGAGGAGAUCUUUGGUCCUGUUCAGGAAAUUCUGAGGUUUAAGACGAUGGAUGAAGUUAUUGAAAGAGCCAAUAAUUCCGACUUUGGACUCGUUGCUGCCGUCUUUACCAACGACAUCAACAAGGCCCUCACAGUGUCCUCUGCCAUGCAAGCUGGAACUGUUUGGAUCAAUUGUUACAAUGCCUUAAAUGCCCAGAGCCCUUUUGGGGGAUUCAAGAUGUCUGGAAAUGGGAGAGAAAUGGGAGAAUUCGGUUUGCGAGAGUACUCCGAAGUUAAGACUGUGACAGUAAAGAUCCCCCAGAAGAACUCCUAAGAAGGCCAAGAAGGAAGGUGAAGGCCUGCCUGCACGACCCUCCCUCUCUGCUCUCCCUGUGGGGCCUAGCUCUCAGGAACCCAAAGCUAACACUCAGUCCUUAUUUAAAGAUUUAGAUGAUAACAUGUAGGCCAGGCUGGUCACUGCAUAAUAACUAGAGCAAACCAGCUGGGCACAGUUUCUUGGCAUUCUGUAAGGGAUCACCUUAAUGAUACCAAAUAUUGGGGAAGGUGGAAUGAAGGUAACAGGAACAGCUAUCGGCACAUCAGGUGUCUCUUUCUGAAGUGAGUGGCUGAAUAAGGGAGCUGUAUUAUUUGAUGCCUUUUGUCACAAAGACUUUCCUCUUAAGGAAAGGUAGCCUUUCCAUUGUCUUCAUUUUCCCCCUUCCAGACUCUUCCCUGCUCACCCACUCCUCCUGCUUCUCCAAGGAGAUCUCAGCUGAGCUCAUUUAGGGCAGAUGUUUGGGCCGGGAACAAUUUUCCAACGUUUUGCAGCCGAAUUACCAUUUCAUGUUAUCCAGUUCUUCAAAGCAAAACAUGACAUGGUUUUAGUUAGAGCCAGACCAGACUGAAAAUGCUAGGAGCUGGUACACUGCAGAUAUACUAGGACGUAAGAACUUGGGAUAUUCCUGACCCAACCUGGUUUCCUUACACCCAGAAAUUCACAAGUGAAAGAUCAUGAAGAUGGAGAUGCAGAGUUCACAGCUUCUGAGCUUGCUGCAUGGUUUUGGGGUGUGCGUGUGCGUGCAUACAUUUAAUUCGUUGGUUAUUCCAGAAUAAGGUGGGGAGGGGGUUGUUUUUCAUAGAUAGGUAAGAUCUUUGCCGAAGCUUCUCUUUAAAAUCAACCAUAAAAAAAAGUGAUCUGAGUAGACUCCAGACUUUGGAAAAAGGUAAUCCUGGGUGCCUUGCAGAAAUAAUUUUGUUUCCAGUUCUUACUAAGUGAAUUUUCUGCAGAUGGAUCUCUAGCUUCUGCUGCCCCUCAGCCCACACUGCACCAACAUUUGCUACUCCCAGUGAUAAGGGUAUUUACUUUGGACUGUCAUGCCUUAAAAUGCCCUCAAUCCACUGGCAGGAACCUUGGAAAAUCUGGCCAAGCCUCGAGGUUUUCCGUUUGCACAGUCCAGUGUACCCCAAAUGCCGCCCUCCAGCAGACCUCCCCUGCCAUGCCCAGUAGCUCGUUCACAUACCAUUCUUGCCUGCUGGCCUCCCACAAGGGAGGUGAGAAGCAGGCUGGUUCCUUUUCCUCCCAGCCAGGCAAUCCUCUUCUGCUGUCCAGCAAACCCACCAGUAUAACGUGAGCAGUCAGCUUCCUUUCCUUCUUCCCGCUUUCCAGCUGCCGAAUCCAAUCCAGUCUCUCACCUAGAUGAAGAUCAUUUAUUUAAAAGUACCAAACUUAACCUAGAGUAUAUGGAAUAUGGGCAACACAUAUAUAGCCUCUGUAUUUAACUGUUUCCUGCUUUCUAACCAUACCAAUUUUCUGUUUCUAACCCUUGUCUAUUCACAAUGUUCUAAAGAAAUUUCUCCAUGCUGUUAUUUGCAAACGACAGUGCAUUCAGUGGCCCGAUGAGAGGUGCCACUUUUCUGAGUUUCCGUGUGAAUGUCAUGCUCUCCCCUUAUAGCGUGUGUCCAAGUGAACGUAUCCAUUAACCAGCUAGUUACCUUUGAACUGCAAUAUAGAAUGUGAAAAUGAAGAUUUAUUUCUUUUAAUUUACUUAAAAAGAAACCUCUGUGCUAGCAAUAAAGCAUUUAUAUUGUGUA
Rhinolophus ferrumequinum (greater horseshoe bat) is the source of this 3603-nucleotide messenger RNA. RefSeq names its product aldehyde dehydrogenase 1 family member A2 (gene ALDH1A2). Gene Ontology annotation, molecular function: aldehyde dehydrogenase (NAD+) activity. The coding region runs from base 290 to 1846 and encodes 518 amino acids. The transcript has 14 exons. NCBI's taxonomy places the organism in Eukaryota, Metazoa, Chordata, Mammalia, Chiroptera, Rhinolophidae. The record is from RefSeq and is a predicted model, not a curated record.